GCCCCUUCCCAAAGUCAUUUCUUUCCCGCCCCCCCCCCUCCCCUGCCUGCGCUGGAGACGUAAAAGGAAGAGGGUGGAAAAAUACCCCGUUGACAAAGAAGACGGACACACAACAAACCAGAGAAUACAAACAGAUGCGCUCCAGAUGACAAAAAGGAAAAAAUGGAAUUGCACAUUUUAGAGCACCGGUUGAAAGUAGCCAGUGUGUCCAGAGAGCGGAUCCAGCACUUCACCUACGGACUCAUCAAAUUGGCGUUCCUCUCCUCCAAGACCAGGUGCAAGUUCUUCAGCCUGACGGAAACCCCCGAGGACUACACCAUCAUCGUGGACGAAGAAGGCUUCCUAGGUUUCCUACCUCUGGAGCUCCCCUCGUCUGAACACUUCAGCGUGGCCGACGCAACAUGGCUGGCCCUCAACGUGGUGUCCGGAGGGGGCAGUUUCUCUAGUUCCCAGCCCAUUGGCGUGACCAAGAUCGCCAAGUCUGUGAUAGCCCCGCUGGCCGAACAGAACAUCUCCGUGUUCAUGCUGUCCACCUAUCAAACAGACUUCAUCCUGGUACGUGAGCGAGACCUGCCCUUCGUGAUGCAUACUUUGGCUUCCGAGUUCACCAUCCUGCGGGUCGUGAAUGGGGAGACGGUGGCAGCCGACAGCCUGGGGAUCGCCAACGGGUUUAUGAAACCAAAACUGGUUCAGAGGCCGGUCAUCCAUCCUCUUUCUAGUCCAAGCAACAUGUUCUGCGUCACCAGCUUGGACCCCGAUACCCUUCCCUCCGUUGCUACACUCCUUAUGGACGUCAUGUUUUACUCCAAUGGAGUAAAAGAACCAGCGGCCGGCCAUGAAAGCGCCGGGCACAUUCACUUCUUCUCCUUUUCUCUCAUCGAGGGUUAUAUUUCCUUAGUGAUGGAUGUUCAGACACAGAAAAGGUUCCCCAACAAUUUGUUGUUUACAAGCGCGUCGGGAGAACUCUGGAAGAUGGUUCGCAUCGGAGGGCAGCCCCUCGGCUUUGAUGAGUGUGGGAUUGUGGCACGGAUCUCUGAACCUCUGGCUGCAGCUGAUAUCCCAGCCUAUUACAUCAGUACUUUUAAAUUCGAUCAUGCACUGGUACCAGAAGAAAAUAUCAACAGCGUUAUCAAUGCACUCCAAGUCAGUCAAGCCGAAAAACACUAGGAAGCGUUUGAAGGAGGCCCUGGGAGCAUUUGACGACAAGGAUUUCUUCUCAGUAUUUUCGGGAUGGGGGUGGGAUUUGAUUUUUUAUUAUUAUUCCAAAGAGAGCAUGGGAGAAAAAUUGCCGUGCCAUGAAGAAAAUGAGAAACGAAAGACUGCUGAAUAGGCAAAUAACUUCCAGUAGCUUUUAAGAAAAUUAUUUUUAAAAAAUUAUCUUCAAGAGGAGGGAAGUGAAGGAGGAUUUUUUGGCAUUAAAAAACUGUGAAGGUUUCCCGAUGUUCAGCUCCGAAGCAAAAUUUAACCACAUUGUUUCCCCCACCCACCCUUUUGCUGCCAUGCCAGGAAGGCAAGGGGUUCCAAAACACAUUGCAGUUCUGGCUUACCAGGAAGGAGGCCCCUGCCCUGGUGCUCCCAGCUGCCGAGCAGGAGAGCUAGAGCAGCUAGCGAUGGUAGGCCAGCCAAGCAUGAAGCGCUGCAGCCCAGCCUGGCCUUCUGCCUGGUCCCUCCUCUAAGACAUCGGGGCUUGAACUUGACUGGUGGAUCCAGGUUUGCCAGAGGGAUGGCCAGCCGGGGUCCAGACGCAGCACAACCUGCUUCCGCCCUGGUAUGUUUCUGGUCCUUUUAGCUGCUCCAGCGGCAAAGGGAGCCACUUGCAGAACCCGCAUGAGAUCCAGCCUCCGAUCCCCGUUUUGCACAAGCACAGGCAGUACUUGUGGGGUUCAAGAUGUAGCGAGCCCCUUGGGAGGGGAAAGAACCACCCUAGACGUGCGCAGAGCACUCUGGGAUACACGGCAGCACGGAUCGCCAUUGCUGCCCGUUUCCAGGGAGGGCUUGCCAACCUGUUCAGUCUGGGCCAGGUGUUGAAUCUUUGCCAGGCCGGGCAAAAGGGGCAGCGGCAGUACUGGUAGGAAGGCAUUAACUGUUGAAGAAUGGUGGGCACGGCCAACUGAUGGCGGCCUUUGCCUGGAAAAGCCGAAUGGUGUGCCAACGGCCACGUCUGGGCAAGCUGGGCAAGUGGGAGCCGGGCAGGACCACCGCUGGACCAUGUUGGAGAACUUCCCAGCAGCCCGUGCCCUUGGCGUUAGCAACAGCCUCCUCACAUGCCGUUUUCGUACCACAGCGUCAGAGAAAAGUGAGGGCGUCUCUUUUGCUGGUGGAGUCAAUGCUGAGGACUGGGAGGCCAGGAGACGGGUGCAAAACCUUCUCUGUGUCACUGCAACCGUGUGCUGCUGAUGGAGCUUUCUGCGUCUCCAAUACAUCUUUGCUGCAAAGUCUAA
Molecule: messenger RNA, 2441 nt
Organism: Varanus komodoensis (Komodo dragon)
Lineage: Eukaryota; Metazoa; Chordata; Lepidosauria; Squamata; Varanidae
Gene: CASTOR2
Product: cytosolic arginine sensor for mTORC1 subunit 2
Exons: 10
Coding region: 163-1167 (334 amino acids)
Biological process (GO): negative regulation of TORC1 signaling; cellular response to L-arginine
Cellular component (GO): cytosol
Source: RefSeq, a predicted model, not a curated record